Messenger RNA from Colossoma macropomum (tambaqui), 3268 nucleotides. It is a transcript of the gene dtd1, whose product is annotated as D-aminoacyl-tRNA deacylase 1. Lineage: Eukaryota; Metazoa; Chordata; Actinopteri; Characiformes; Serrasalmidae. The transcript has 7 exons. Gene Ontology annotation, molecular function: D-tyrosyl-tRNA(Tyr) deacylase activity. Gene Ontology annotation, biological process: tRNA metabolic process. The record is from RefSeq and is a predicted model, not a curated record. Gene Ontology annotation, cellular component: cytoplasm. The coding region runs from base 2197 to 2820 and encodes 207 amino acids.
AAAUUGUUCUAGUUGCAGUCUUCACCUAGUUUGAACGAACCAAAAGAAGUUGGUUAAUUCUCAAAGAUAGUAUAAAUAAACGACAGUUGAGUAUGUCAGUUGAUGCUGUAAAAUGGAAUAAGCGCGCAUCGAUGCUGUAUGCAGUGGGAAUAUGGACUAUGUUCGGGACCUAUGGAUAUUAUAGAUAUCAACACAGAAAUGACCCGCGAGUUGAAAUGCCUAAAGAAGAGGAAGACACAAGACCAAACGUGAAAACAGUCAAGACAUCACAUGUGUCAACAACGAUAGUCUACAAAGAAGAUUUUGUGCCAUAUUCCACAAGAUUUCUGAACCUUUUCAGACCUGCAGCUAACAGCUCUUCAGGAUGUCAAGAUGAUGAAAAAUGAAGAGGAAGCUUGAUUUGUAAAGGUUAUGGAUUAAUAAAAAUGGACGGUGGCUCUCGUUCCACACAUUCUGUAAUAUAAAAUUCUUAAAGGUGGAAUGCAUUGCGUUUGGCUGUUUGCUGGCACAGGUUCAGAAAUGUCAGUGGCUGUUUUCAAUUUUGUUAAAAGAAUUGGGUUUUUUCCCAGUGUUGUCUUUUCUGUCACCAAUGUUCAAACGUUGUUGUUGUUGUGUUGUUGUUGUGUUUUUUUUUGGUUUUUUUUUUGUAAUCACUGGGCAAGAGGAAGUUUGAUAGAGCUUGACAUUUGUGAUAUGUGAUAUUUUCAUAUGUUUGAAAUAGUGCACAGUGCAUCUGUUACCAUUAUCUCAGCAGUCAGUGCUGAAAGCAUUAUUGCGAACAGGCUUUGUGACCUGGGUACAACGUAGAUGCAAGCCUCUGGCCAUUGUCUAUCUGUGAAGAAGACCUAGUAUAAUUUAAGAAAUUACAGUUUAAUGAGGCUUUCUGUGGAAAAAGUGUCACUUAUCUCAAAACCUGUUGAAUAACUAUGAGAGAAUUUACUGUAUGGGUCUGUUAAGUGAUUAACAUAAUGUCCCAAAGACACACACAAACAACAUACAGCAACUUGCAGAAUUAUUGAAACCCUUGAAAAAAAAGGUUUUUGCUUAGAAGCUUGAUCUUACACUGAAAAUGAAAAUUGUAAAACACAGUGACAAAAAAUGAUUUAAAGAAAAAAAAAAGCCUUUUUCUUGUCCUAUGUCAUUGUUUGCAGGGUGCAGGAGGGUGGUAAGAGCUUAGGUCACAAUGACUGCUCAACUAACUAGUGUUUCAAUAAGACCACUGACUGAAGUGACAUCUGUGUUUAAGUCAGUAAGAAAGACAUCCAUAAAUAGGGCACUGGAUUCCGCAUUCAGGCCUAUAUCUUGGUGUACAUUGCACAUGUACUUACCCGCUUUCAAAACGAUGCAGAAUGACUUAUCUGUGCCUUUUUUUAAAUUCUCAAAUGUGUUUUUGUAAUUAGACAUUUAUGCACUGCAACUCUACUGUAGUUGUGGAUGGACUGUUCUUGUCUGAUCACGUUCUGCAUUGGCAUUCUCGGUCAUGUGAAAACCAAUUGCGCUUCUGUUUUUGCUUUACGUGGUGCACUAAUGCAUAAGCAUCACUGUCACCAAAUGCACACUUUCAAAAACAGUUUCUAACCUCUGUUAUGCUGUCAGGGGCAUUUGUCUCCUUGGCGGGAAGAUUCAGUACAAAGUUAUUUGGAUGGAUCACUUUUAUUCUAUGAUGAAAAAUGUCACUCCUGAUGGUAGUGGGUUCUUCCAAGAUGACAAUGCUCUCCAUUCACAGGGCAUGAGGGGUCAUUUCACAAAGUGGUUUGAAAAUGAUUAAUUUGUGUGAUAUGGUAUUUGCAGACACCUGAUCUCUACUUAGUUGAACACCUGUGUGAGAUUUUUAGACUGUGAUCUUCACCACCAUUAUCUUUGGGAAGAAUGGUGUGUCGCAGAAACUUGUCAAAUCUAUGCUAUGGUGCACUGAAGCUGUUCUGGCAGCUUGUGGUGUGGGUCAGGUUUGUAGUUAUUUUCCUUCAAAAUGUACUGCAGUUAGUCUUAGAAACAAAUAAAAUAAGACUUCCGAUUACUAUGUAUUUUACGAUCAUGAAAAACAGAUUUAAAAACAUAUUGUAUGAGGAAAUAGAUUAAUGGUAUGGGGUGUAGGCCUAAUAUUGUCGGUCGUGCUGACGUUCGUGUGACGCCGGUACUGAAGGCUGUGAAACCGGAAGUUCAAAUGUUCCCCGGGGCACGACUCAGGCGAAAACAAUGAAAGCAAUCAUUCAGAGAGUCACUAAAGCGAGCGUAACAGUCGGGGAGGAACAGAUCAGUUCCAUCGGGAGAGGUCUUUGCGUUUUGCUUGGGAUAUCAGCAGAGGACACACAGAGAGAUGCAGAGUACAUGGUGCGUAAGAUUCUGAACCUACGUGUGUUUGAGGAUGAGAAUGGCCGAGCGUGGAGUCGCAGUGUAAUGGACAAGGAACUGGAGGUGUUGUGUGUGAGUCAGUUCACACUGCAGUGUAUUCUCAAAGGCAACAAGCCUGACUUUCACUCAGCCAUGCCUGCUGAAUUGGCCCAGCCCUUUUACAACAACAUUCUGGAGCAGAUGAAGAGUGCUUACAAGCCAGAGCUCAUUAAAGAUGGCCAGUUUGGUGCCUACAUGCAGGUGCAAAUCCAGAAUGAUGGACCUGUCACCAUUCAUUUAGAGUCUCCUACUGGACCCACAGAUGCUAAACAGCUUUCAAAACUAGAAAAACAGCAGCAGCGUAAGGAGAAAACACGUCCGAAAGGCAACUCUGAGUCAGGAAGGGAGAAGGGUGCCUUGCGCUCGAAAGCGGACCCCAAUGCCAGUAGUGGAGCAGAGGGUGAUGUGUCUUCAGAAAGGGAACCAUAGCUGAGGGAGGGUGUGCUUGGGACUGAUCUGUCCACUCUCCAGAUACAAGCUGCCAUCUUCAGGGACUCUAAACAGUGUAGCGCAAUUAAACAUGACUCGCAUAAUGACAUGGUCAUUAUUCAACCAUCUCCUUUCACCCUUUUAACCAAAUCUACAGCCUUAAUUUCUUCUGAAUCUGGGAUUGUAUCUAAACAUCAGGAUGUGUGCCAGAGGAGGAGGAAGACAGGGUGAAAUUGACCAGGAUAUACCCUCACCACUGUAUUUGUGCUGCUUUGGAGCAAAAUCUGAAUAUUUAUUGAUGUGAUGUUUACCAUCAGAAUUAUCUUGAAUGUAUGCUUACCUGUGAUUUUAAUGAAAAGGACAUCUGAACAUGAAAAGAUGGAAAGACAUGUCUUUAUUUAAAAAAAAAAAAAUCUUUGUAAAAAAAAUAAAUUUACCGUGUAAACCA